Molecule: messenger RNA, 1973 nt
Organism: Siniperca chuatsi (mandarin fish)
Lineage: Eukaryota; Metazoa; Chordata; Actinopteri; Centrarchiformes; Sinipercidae
Product: G-protein coupled receptor 183-like
Exons: 2
Coding region: 383-1351 (322 amino acids)
Biological process (GO): positive regulation of Rho protein signal transduction; phospholipase C-activating G protein-coupled receptor signaling pathway
Cellular component (GO): membrane
Molecular function (GO): G protein-coupled receptor activity
Source: RefSeq, a predicted model, not a curated record
CAAACGGUAACAAAAAUGAACAAAUUUGUUACGAAUAGUUUUCAACUUUUACUGACACAUGCUUCUAAAAAAAGUCACUUUUUCUGAGUAUAAGCCUUGAAAAUUUAAAUCAAUACAUGUAAAACAGUUAUUCAUACUGUAGGGUAUUCAGCACAUAAUUAAAUGCUCCAAAAUAUUGUUUAAUAUUCUGUUUUGUUUCUUUCGUUUUCAGUAGAUAUGCCUGAAGAAAAACACAACUGAUUAAGUUUGCCAUCUCUAGGGACGAGAAUCUUUGCAAAGAGCUUCUCUCCUCCAUCAGUGUGAUUAGUCCCGCAGGAGUGUGUGUGGCCUGAGGUAGAGCUGGCAGCAGAGCGAGAGUCCUGGUUUUUGCAGUUGUAGAAUCAUGGAGAGAAAUGUAUCUUCACCACUCAUCUUGACCUUUUUCUCGACUCAACUCCCUCUCAAUACCACCGCUGACAUCAAUGCCACAGUAAAACCCUUCAGUGUGUUUGAUGGGUGCGAUCAUCAGGUAGAAGGCAUUUACUUUGACCUAACCCUGCAGUGCAUCAACAUAGUUGUGGGAAUCCCUGCCAACUUACUUGUCAUUGCAAUCCUCAUCCACAAUCGAAAAGAGCCCACCACUUCCGACAUAUUCUUGGGCUGCCUAGCCUUCAUGGAUGCCUACUUUAGUGCCAUGACCCCCGUCAGCUUCCUUAACCUUCACCAUUGGCAGAGCAAGGCGGUGUGGUCCGCCAUUAAAUUCUCCUACGGUGUGAAAGACACCAGCGGACCAUUGUUUCUCUCCUGUAUCUGCCUAGAUCGCUUUGUGGCUGUGCUCUUUCCAAUUAUGUUUGGGCAGCUUAAACACAUCAAGUACAGGUUGAACCUCUCAAUGCUGGUAUUCUGCCUCACCUUUGCCUACUCAGGAGCCAAGGUUGUGGGAGGCCUCCCCAACUUCGAGAAGGUGUUCACUGGUGAGAUCCUGGCAGCAUUUACUUGGAUGGCUGUGUGUAAUGUAUGUAUCCUGCGGGCCCUGAAGAAGUCCCGUGGUGCAGGGAAAAAUGAGAUGCACCCUAUGAAGCAGAAGGCCUUCAAGAUGGUGCUCUCUAUCCUUUAUAUCAUUGUGUUUAACUACCUGCCACCUGUAGUACUGUUUCCUUUUGAAGACUACUACUCCCCUGAUGUGUUUCGCUGCUACGUGCAGCCUGUGGGCUUCGCUUUCCUCAACAUCAGCAGCACCAUCCAGCCACUUGUCUAUCUGUCUCGUCUGGAGAAGGUGCCUUUCCUCUCAGACACCUGCGUUAAGAAGUGUUGCACCUGUGUCUCUGCAGAGAACAACAAAACCCCACCUAUUCAUGACCCACCUGCUUAGCUUUAAGAAGAUCUAAUACACAUAUUGUACCUCAUGGAUGCUCAGUUUAACCUUUGUCUCUAAAGAAGAGCCGUGAGAGAAGGAACUGAAUGCUGUGAAUACAAUACAACUGUGAUUUCAUGUUUGUUUGUUAUUUGUGACUGAUUUAAUUUCUCUUUAAUUCUAUUAUUUUCCAAAUAAUAGAUUAAAUAGAUUUUUAUGUAGAGGGACAGCAAUCCUGAAAGAUAAAAAUCUAUCUUGAAAAAAUAUGCAUCAAUAAUGAGUCAACAAGUGGAAAAUCAACAUUUUAAUUUCAUGUUUUCAUAUACUGAUCAUGUUCUGGAAGAUUAAUUUCUACAAACACCAUAAGGUUUAUGUGUUCAAAGUAAUCUCUAUUGUAAUGUAUUGUUCUAAACUGAAAUCCUUCGAAAUAUUUGUUUGACUUUGGCGCCAUCAUGUGUACAAAAGAGACCAAUAAACUGCACCAUACAGUCUAAUCCUUUUGCUGCAGAGUACUUGUUACUUCUCUUUAACUACUCAAAUUCACACACUGAUGAAUGUGUGUGUGUGUGUGUGUGUGUGUGUGUGUGUGUGUGUGUGUGUGUGUGUGUGUGUGUGUGUGUGGUAUGUGUGAUGUGUAUUU